Messenger RNA from Fundulus heteroclitus (mummichog), 803 nucleotides. RefSeq names its product matrix metalloproteinase-17-like. The record is from RefSeq and is a predicted model, not a curated record. NCBI's taxonomy places the organism in Eukaryota, Metazoa, Chordata, Actinopteri, Cyprinodontiformes, Fundulidae. The coding region runs from base 177 to 803 and encodes 208 amino acids. The transcript has 4 exons.
UAAACUCUCCCUGUCUCAGUCCUGAGCCAUCAUUCGGUGAGAGAUGCCAGGGAGGCUUUGAUGCAGUAGCAAACAUCAGAGGAGAGGUCUUCUUCUUUAGAGGUGCACAUUUCUGGAGGACCAAGCGAGAUGGCUCCUUGGUGUCCUUGAGGCCGGCUCUGAUCACAAACUUUUGGAUGGGCCUUCCAAAAGGGACAAACAAGGUUGACGCCGUUUAUGAGAGGAAGAGUGACAGCAGAAUCAUCUUCUUCAUUGGCUCUCAGUACUGGGUCUUCAAAGACACGAUUGCCAUGAGUGGCUACCCUCGGCCCCUGUCCGACUGGAACAUGCGGACGCCGAGCGGCACCAAGGUGGACAGGGUGGAUGCUGCCUUCGUCUGGGCCCACAACGGCAAAACCUACCUGUUCAGUGGGGGGCAGUUCUGGAGGUUUGAGGAAGGCCAGAACGCCGAGCAGACGACCAAGGAGCCAGAUGCCAACUACCCGCGGAGUAACGACCUCUGGACGGGAAUGCCAACCCACAUGGAUGACAUCAUCACCUUUGGGGAAGGAGACGCCUACUUCUUCAAGGAUGACUUCUACUGGGUGCUCAAAAACGGAGGGAUAAACCAGGAAUACGUCUCCCCCAAGUCCACCGCCAUAGACUGGCUGCGUUGUCCAGGUCCUCCUCCUACGUUCACUCCGGAGGUUUCUGAUGAUCCAAAGGAAUGUGCCUGUGCCUUCAGCAGAUCGUCUCUGUCACUGAGGAACGACUAUCUGAUCCUGGCUUCUGUCAUGCUGAUGUUUAACGCGUUGAUUUCCUAA